Ascoidea rubescens DSM 1968 is the source of this 856-nucleotide messenger RNA. Its product is annotated as NEDD8 family protein RUB1. NCBI's taxonomy places the organism in Eukaryota, Fungi, Ascomycota, Saccharomycetes, Ascoideales, Ascoideaceae. Gene Ontology annotation, molecular function: protein tag activity; ubiquitin protein ligase binding. The transcript has 4 exons. Gene Ontology annotation, cellular component: cytoplasm; nucleus. The record is from RefSeq and is a predicted model, not a curated record. Gene Ontology annotation, biological process: protein neddylation; modification-dependent protein catabolic process; regulation of proteolysis. Bases 387 to 620 code for a protein of 77 amino acids.
AUGAAAAACUGAAAUAGUUUGAGUAGAUCCAGAUUGUUUGAGCCCAAUCUAAGUUGAUUUAUCGAAAACGUAGCAUCUUGAAAAAGAAUUCAAAAUCUUGCAAACUUCGAAGUCGCCUGGAAACAAAAAAGACCCUCCAAAUUCCAGUGCUUUUUGUGGUUAUAUCAGUAGGGCUCUAAGGGAUGAUAGCAGGGCUUUGACGAUAGGGCUCUGUUGAUAGGGCUCUAAAAGCCCUAAGACAAAACAGGGACGUCUUUUUGUUUCCUUCCUUCUUUGGUUUUGGGUCACCAGAAGCAUUUCCAACAGAUUGUUGAGGAAGUUAAGAGCAAAGUCGAGAAAGAGUGCUUAUAGCAAGAAUCAAAGAUACAGAAUAGUGUGCUUGAACGAUGUUGAUAACCGUUAAGACAUUGACCGGAAAAGAAAUCAAAAUUAGAGUUGAACCAACUGAGUCGGUGGUUACUGUUAAGGAGUAUAUCGAAGAAAAAGAAGGUAUUUCUCCAUCCCAACAACGUUUGAUUUACGAAGGCAGAAAACUUGAUGAUAACAAGUCCCUAGAGGAGUGCAAUGUUAGAGAGGGUGCCUGUCUCCAUCUCGUCUUGACUUUACGUGGUGGUUGCUGAUUCUGCUGCUGGUGGUUCUUUUGGUAGAAACAACUCUUUCUUCUUUUUGGAAGGAGAACUGUGAUCACGUGGGCUAUUUUCUGUUUUCACUCCAUACUUUUUGUAGUUUCAUGUGAGAAACAUCAUUUGCAAUUUUUUCAUCUAAGUAUUAUUUUCGUUUUAUUUUCAAACUAUUAUCUAAUAAAUAAUUGAGCUAUUGUUUUCUUUGAGACAUGGCCAAGUCCAGGUAUGCAUUG